UUCUGUGCAGCAUGUUUUCUGGAUGGAACUGGGUGGUCCAUGGCUUAUAUCUGCUCUUGAAUAUUUGUUCCCUUGAAGUUUCAGGUGGACUUGUACAGUCAUGUGGUCAUAUCAUCCCAGAGUCUGCUGUAUUGGCCCUUGGUUCCAAUUUCACAGCAUUAUGCAUUUUGAAUGAGAGUUGUCUUGACUUUGGCAAUAUCUAUGCUAAUCAGAUUAUCUGGAAAAUUAAAAAUAGAGUGGUACCUAAAGAACAGUAUCGUGAAAUAAACAGAACGGUUUCCAGUGUCACAUUUAAUGACACUUCUUCACUAGCUACUCCUCUGACAUGCAACAUUUUAGCAGAUGGACAGAUUGAGCAGAACAUCUAUGGAAUUACAGUUACAAUAGGCUUGCCCCCAGAGAAACCCAAGAACUUGAGUUGCAUUGUGCGUCAGGUGUCAAAACUCACAUAUCCUAUGACUUGUACCUGGAACCCUGGAAGGCAUACAUUCCUGGACACUCACUUUAGGUUGAAAUACAGGUGGCCACAAGAGAACUUCCCUGACUGUAUACCAGAAGAUGUAAACAAUUCUUGUACAAUUACUGAUGUUCAGUUCUUUGUUAACCUGGAGGUCUGGGUAGAAGCAGCAAAUGCCCUUGGAAAGGCUGAAUCUGAUCCUCUUGUUCUUGAUCCCAUUGAGAUUGUUAAACCUCUGCCUCCACACAACUUAUCAGUCAACUCGGGAAUACUACCUACUGUUCUGAAGCUUUCCUGGGAGAAUCGAAUUUCACCAGCUGUGAUGAAGCUGAAAUUCAAUAUUCGCUAUAAGAUCACCAGUGACACAAACUGGAUGCAGGUUCCUCCUGAAGAUACAGCUUCACCAAGAACUUCAUUCAGUGUUCAAGGGCUCAGACCCUACACAGAGUAUGUCUUUUCAAUUCGUUGCAUGAAGGAAGAUGGAGUGGGCUACUGGAGUGACUGGAGUGAAGAGAAGACUGGGGUGACCACUGAAGACAAACCAUCUAAAGGACCACCCAUAUGGAGGAUCAUUGAUGCAUCUCACUCACCAGCUUCCUGGACUGUGCAUCUGAUGUGGAAGGCUUUGGAGCCAUUUGAAGCCAAUGGAGUAAUCUUGCAGUAUGAGGUGACCGUCAGAGCUAAAUCAUCUCUCUCUAGUCCACCAGAGAAAUAUAAUGUUAGUACCACCAACCUUACAUUAAAACUGCCAAACGGAACUUACGAGGUGACUGUGAUUGCCCGGAACAGAGUUGGGGCAUCCCCCCCAUCAGUUUUACUUAUCCCAGCAAGUAAUUCAAAAGCUCCUGUGAAGAAUGUUAGAACACUACCUAAAGAUGGCAAGCUGUGGGUAGGGUGGACUGCUCCUAACAGUUAUGUCCUUAAAUACGUGAUUGAAUGGUGUCUGGUGUCCAACAGCUCAGACUGCAUCAUAGAAUGGCAAAACGAACCAGGAAAUGUUCAAGGAACAUACUUAAAAGGUGAUAUAAAGCCAUUCAAGUGUUACUUGAUAACUGUGUACCCUCUAUAUGCUGAUGGUCAGGGAAGUGGACAGUCUGUGAAGGCUUAUGGUGCCCAACAGAGAAACUAAUCUUCAUCUCCCGUUACAGGUCCUUCAAAAGGACCAACUGUUCAGACAAAAAAAGUAGGAAAAGCUGAAGCUGUUUUGACAUGGAAUCAUCUCACAGUGGAUGAACAAAAUGGAUUUAUCAGGAGUUACACCAUAUUUUACAAAACUGUUGAUGGAAAUGAAACAGCUGUGACAGUGGAUCCUUCCAAGACAGAGUAUACCCUCUCUUCUCUAACCAGCGACACACUGUAUACUGUGCGGAUGAUGGCAUACACAGAUGAAGGAGGCAGGAGUGGUCCUGAUUUUACAUUUACUACACAGAAAUUUGGGAAAGGAGAAAUUGAAGCCAUAGUCGUACCUGUGUGUCUAGCAUUCCUGUUGAUCGUGCUCCUUGGAGUUUUGUUUUGCUUCAACAAACGUGACUUAAUUAAAAAGCAUAUCUGGCCUAUUGUCCCUGAUCCAUCCAAGAGUAACAUCGCUCAGUGGUCUCCUCAAGUUCCAGCUAAGCAUAACUUUAGUUCUAAAGAUCAGAUGUAUCCAGAAGGCAGCUUUACAGAUGUAAGCGUCGUAGAAAUAGAAGCUGAUGACAAGAAGUCUUUUUCAGAACAAGAUCUAAAACCCUUUGACUUGCUUAAAAAGGAAAAAAGUACUUCAGAAGGGCACAGCAGUGGUAUUGGAGGAUCCUCAUGCAUGUCUUCUCCUAGGCAAAGCGUCUCUGACAGCGAUGAAGGUGAAACUACACAAAACACUUCAAGCACUGUACAGUAUUCAACUGUAGUACUUAAUGGCUACAGAGACCAAACACCUGUACAAGUCUUUUCAAGGUCUGAGUCGACUCAGCCACUGCUAGAUUCAGAAGAGAGAUCAGAGGAUCAUGCUGGAGGAGGUGACAGUACAACACAGAGGCAGCAGUAUUUCAAACAAAGCAGUGGUCAGGAUGAAACCAACACAGACAGGCCAUGCUUUGAAAGAACAAAGCAAAUUACACCUGCUAAUGAGGGGGAUCUUGUUGGAUUUGCACAACUGCAGAUCUCAGGUCAGAGUUCACAGUCGUUGGGCCUUGGGCUGGAAAAAAAUACCCAGGAAGCUGCUCUAUCAGAUAUUUUACAGGCAAGUACUGAAGGACUACCUGUGAGACCUGAAGCAGUGGAAGGAAAUCCACUGUCAGUUGAUGAAAUACCAAAAAGUUACCUCCCACAGACUGUGAGACAAGGGGGCUAUAUGCCUCAGUGAGAGAAGAGACUGGCUCUGUUUAGGCCUUCAUGAGUGCCUGUUCACACUUUCUCCUGUGUUUCUGAUAAAUUAAGCUAGGUAUUUUUAUCUGAAUGCAGAUAGAAAUACUGAAACUAAGUGAAGAGUACAAGUGACAAAGUACAAUAAGGACUGUGUUUUUGUGGAAAACUUGCAGUCCAGACCUGCUGGAGACUUACUUUUAUGCACUACAUAAAAUCUUAUGUCUGGAUGGCUGAAAAAGCCAUUGUGCUACCUUGGUUUUUUUGUGUCCUGUCAUAUCAGAUUUACACGAUUGAAAAUGGCAAGUUUCAAUCAAUUACAUCGGCCAAUAGAGCUCCCAGAAGAAAUACUUCGAUUUGUGACAGUGUACAAGCCUAAAAUGCCAGCUUUAAUUGCUUGGAGCAUCUUUGUGCAAAAGUAAGACUGAAGCUUAGUAUUCUAACAUGGAAGAAUACUUGUGUCAUAUACUUUUCAGUAGCUUGAUUGACUUUCUGAAUUUUGACUUGGCCCAGUGUCUCAGUUUCCAGCUUACCGGACAUGCAAAUCAUGUUCAUCCCCACUUAAAAAUUGUAAAAAUUAAAUAGAGCUUGCUAUGGUGUGCAAAUAAGAAAACACCAUGAUCGCUUGACUCUGAAUGCUACUAUAGUAAUUGAUAUUCUGCCUACAUUUAGAUAUGUGUGCACAUGAACUAUGUCAUAAUUUGGCCUAAAAAUGUGCCUUGCAACUUGAUGCACAGCAAUUCAGUCUCACAUUCGAAAGUUUAAAAAUCCAGAUGAAAACACAGCUUCACAGUUAUUUAAAGGUUUUGUACCCAAAUCACUGUCUGAUUACACCAUACCUCUCUGGUCAUAUAAGUUGCCUUUGUUUAAUAAGUGCACCUUUGCUCUAUACAGCUCGAGAGGCAAGAAAUGAGCUGUAAGUUUUUACCACUUUUCUAACUGCUCAGGAGAAAGGGAAUAUGACCUUCUUGAUUGACUACAACAAUUAGUGUGCCGUAACCUCACUGCUAAUGCUGCAGGACAUCCUCGAAACCAAAAACAGCAAAAAACAAAGCAAUGAAGCUUUCAGAAGAAAACCCAAAACCUAUAUCCUGAAUUUGAACUUCACUGGUAGUAUGUAGCCAUUGGCAAUCAUGAGCCACAAAUAACACUUAAUGUGGUGGUUAAAACUUCUUACUUUUUCUUAUGAACAGGGGAAAAGUGAGACAUACAGUUUGCAUUUUAUUGAAGAAGAUAGAUUUCUUGGAGACUGUCUCUACCAGGGUUUAAAGAAAAAUGAAAUUACAUUAAAAUAACCCCCUUCUCCAAUGAUAACUAGAAAUCUUAUGGCACUCUUGUAGAUUUUUUUUUUUAACCUUAACUUAGCCUAAUCAGCUUUCUAAUCUGACACUAAUAAAACCUUAGUUGAAAACACUAAAUGCUGUGGUGUGAGAAUAAAACAAGGUUUUAUUUCUCCUUCAGCAAAAGAACUAUGUAUUUAAAACCACCUGAAACCUUUUGUGCUGUGACCUCUGGUGCUGCUGUUCUGCAAAGCAGUUGCUAAAGGCCCUGGAAAGGCAGAGGUGUCAGUAUCAUUUCAACUUCCCUUGUCUGCCAGCUUGCAUGGAAGGACAAGUAUUCAUAUAAAUGUUCACAUGUGUAUUCUGCUUUUGUUAGGAAGAAAUUUAAUGCUAGAGUAAAUUCAUAAGAUUACCUCUUCAAGUCGUGACUAUUUAAAAAAGAUAAAGAAUGCAGAAUAUUUAAUAACAUUUCAGUAUUCCACAGUUCCUUUCUCCCAGCAGUAUUUUUCAUAUCUGGGGACUUUUUUAAACUAAAAGGCUAUGUUGCAGAUUACUGUAACUAAACCUUUCUUCAAACCAGUCCCCUUCCUUUUCUCCCUACUCCACCUCAGCACCUUCAAACUCCCUCCCAGAGGGCAAAGGGCAUAAGAAAAACUAUGCUGUCACGAGACAGCAGAGACUGCCUUUCAUUUUUUCAGAGGCUGAAGGAGCAUUCCUUUGUCAGAACACAUUCCUCUUGGAAAAUGAUAGCAGUUACUUUACUUGGGGAUCAGUUUUCUUCUCUAUGCAAACUUCGCGGUGACUGUAGAAACCACAAUUAAAGAGGGGAGUCUCUGAGCAGUGUGUGUGCUUAUUAGAACUGCCCUGCAGCCAUGUGCAUCUAAUCCACCUCCUGCUCAUCUCUGAAAUAUUGUGGGCUACAGCCUGGCUACUUAGUCUGAACAGUGCUUCAAAGGCCUGGAUGUUUUUAAAAACAUGCUAAUUAUUUCUUUCUUUCUUUUUUUUUAAUUGUUUUUUGUGAUCCAGUGAGACUAACUUUUGAUAGCAUAUAUCGUAUUUGAGGGAUGACUUCAGUUAUUCUGAAGUUACUAUUUGCCUUUCUGUUGUGUAAAGAGAAGGCAUUUUGUUCUCUGUUGCUGUUAAUCAUGGACCUUUUCCAAGGUUAAACAAACAGCAUGAAGAGACUCUAAUUUUUAAAGGUCUAUGCUAACAAAAGUUCUGGCCUGUCACUUCCGGCAUCUUUCCUUCUUUGUGUUGAUGGGCCAGUGGUAGUAAACCCACAGAUUUGUAUAGGAGUGUAUCCUAGAGAGAAAUCUGUCUGUCUGGCAGAGUUAAUAUUCUAUCUUUCAGGCUUGUGCAUUUAUCUAGAGCUAAAAUACUAAAGACUAAGCAGGAGAUACUGGUGGGUGAACAGCUUGUAGAAGCCACAAUACAUGUAAAUAACAGGUUUACAGCUUGUUCAUAAACCCAUGUGCCAAAUAUUAUAUCAUGCAGUGUUCAGGGCUUAACUUGGUUUUGUAGUUUGGAUCGUAACAAUCUAAUUGUAUCAAACAGUUGCAUAGAGGGUUUUAGAGUGUCUGUAAUGUAAUUAUAGCAAUCCACUGAAAUUCUCUGAACUUGGCCAUAAUAUAGUAAUUAAAGAAAAAGCUUCCCCCUCCCCCCCCACAAUAACUGUGGUGCACUUUACAAAAUAAUGGCAUUACUAAAAUAAAAUCACACUUCAGUAUUGACACUUUCAUGUCCAUCUUGGUUUCCUGGACUGGGAUUUUUCAGGUAGGGGUGGGAGAAUAGUUGUAAAGACCUUGUUACUUUGGUGGCAGGGAGGGGAGACUAAUAGAAAUACAAAGUAUAUUUCCUGUAUUAGCAGGCUGCCUAGCUGCUCCUCUGUUGACAGGAAAAGUGAAUAUAUUUAACUCUAUAGUUCUGUUGUGGUGGUUCUAUUAGGACAGGAGGUUGUUGGGGUUGUUUCUGGGGUACAUUGGCUCACUUUCGGGGGCAGUUAGUCUGGGAAUAUCCUCUCUCACUGUAGUGAAGGUCUUGAGAUUAUGUUUCAUAUGCCCUCCCUGAGGUAAACUAAACUGCCUGUUAAGCCUCAACCUGGCAGCGCAAAGCAUGGGAGAGCAAAAGUUUUUCUAAAUUUCAUUCUGGAGUGUGUGUGACAAGUAUGUGCCUGUCUGUGCUACAGCCCAGCAAAAUGCUAAUUAUCAGGCCUGGAAAAAACAUGGGCCCUUGGGGGAGGAGGAAGUUUGCAUGUGAGGGCUGAGUCCCCUUCUUGGGCACUGGAGAAGCCCCGUGGCAUGGGGUGGGGUUUGGAGGUUCAGCUUUGUAAAUUAUGAGCACCACCAGUUGGUUAAAACUCAAUAUUGGUGUGCCGAAUAUGUGGGAACCACCAUGCUGAUUUAACUUUAGUAAUUGAACCUGUUUAAUUAGUGCCAGGUCUUGAAUAUCGAAGACCCACAUCAAUAUAUGCUGCUAUGAUAUUGACUUCACAGUGGGAUCUGAAAUGCCAAAGACUCUCAGAGAAAUUGUUAACAGUCCAUCCUGCUCCAGCACAUACCCACUUUAAAUUGAAAUUUAUGUGCAUUAAAUGGGACUAAAUAUAGUAGUUUAUUUUCCCUGAGACAGUUGUUGUAGUUGAGAUUAACUGUCACUUGGAUAUGUUCCUUUAACUAUGCUAAAAAGUUCUCCUGACUGAUGGAUUUUAAAACUUCAUUAAUCCCCUGUAACUUCUUGUCUGUUUGUUAGGAUGGAUACACAGUCAUUUUAAAUUCCGGGAGUUGCUUUUAAUGUUAUUUGGAUGCAGUUUAUAAGAAAAAUGUUGACUCUCUUGUCAUGAAACAGCCAUUUGGGAAUUACAGGCAACCCCACAGUCUUCAGCUUAGCUCUUGAUCCAGAAAACUGCAGUAAAGUGGAGAUGUAAGUGCAAAAGUCUGGAGAAGAGUAAAAUUAAGUAUCUCACACUGGACUCACAGCUUUUCAUUUCUCUUCCUUAAAAGUGAAAGGAUCAGUUAAAAAAAAAAAAA
Molecule: messenger RNA, 7100 nt
Organism: Egretta garzetta (little egret)
Lineage: Eukaryota; Metazoa; Chordata; Aves; Pelecaniformes; Ardeidae
Gene: IL6ST
Product: interleukin 6 signal transducer
Exons: 15
Biological process (GO): cytokine-mediated signaling pathway
Cellular component (GO): membrane; signaling receptor complex; external side of plasma membrane
Molecular function (GO): cytokine receptor activity; cytokine binding
Source: RefSeq, a predicted model, not a curated record